GACAACGACUCCGGCAUGGAUUGGCCUCUACGGCUGCCGGCCGGCGCGACCGUGCUAUUGCUACUCGCCAUGGCAUCCCAUGAAAGCAUGGCCACUGUCAUCGACGUUGGUGUGAAUUGGGGAUCGCAGCUGUCGCAUCCACUGCUGCCAUCGUCUGUUGUACAUAUGUUGAAGGAGAACGGCAUCUCCAAGGUGAAGUUGUUCGACGCUGACCCAUGGCCCAUCGGCGCGCUCAUCGACUCCGGCAUCGAGGUCAUGCUCGGUAUCCCAAACAAUAUGCUGGAGACGAUGAAUAGCUAUGGCAAUGCCAAGGAUUGGGUCAAGGAGAACGUCACCAGCUACGGCGACAAGCUCAACAUCAAGUAUGUCGCUGUCGGGAACGAGCCAUUUCUCAAGGCGUACAAUGGAUCGUUCAUGAAGACAACCUUCCCGGCACUAAAGAACAUCCAAAAGGCAUUGAACGAGGCUGGUAUUGGUGGCAAGGUGAAGGCGACAGUCCCACUCAAUGCCGAUGUGUACGUCUCGCCGGACAACAAGCCGUCCUCUGGUGUUUUUCGGCCUGACAUCGAGGACCUCAUGACAGGCAUGGUGAAGUUCCUACAUGACCAAGGGGCACCCUUUGUCGUCAACAUCUACCCAUUCCUCAGCCUGUACCAGAGCGACGACUUUCCAUUUGAGUUUGCCUUCAUCGAUGGUGGCAAGACCAUCCAGGACAAGGGUGGCAUCAGCUAUUCCAACGUGUUCGACGCCAACUUUGACACACUUGUCACCGCGAUGAAGAAGGCCGGUGUGCCCAACAUCAAGGUUGUCGUUGGGGAGGUCGGUUGGCCAACGGAUGGUGACAAGAACGCUAACAUCAAGCUCGCACGACGCUACUAUGACGGUCUCCUGAAGAAGCUUGCUAAGGAGGAAGGCACCCCGCUCCGCCCAGGCAAGAUGGAUGUCUACAUGUUUGGCCUAUUCGAUGAGGACAUGAAGAGCAUCCUCCCUGGUAACUUCGAGCGGCACUGGGGCAUCUUCACCUACGACGGCAAGCCUAAGUUCCCAAUGGACCUAACCGGCCACGGCAACGACAAGUUGCUCGCCGCCGUUCCUGCUGUUCAGUACCUCCCAAAACAAUGGUGUGUGUUUGACGAUGAGGCCAAGGACAAGUCCAAGCUUCCGGGCAACAUUGAGUACGCCUGUGCUAGUGGUGACUGCACAGCGAUCGGCUAUGGUUGCUCUUGCAAUAGCCUCGAUGAGAAGAGCAACAUCUCCUAUGCAUUCAACAUGUACUUCCAGAUGCAGGACCAAGACGUGCGCGCCUGUGACUUCGACGGCCUCGCCAAGAUCACCGAAAAGAAUGCCUCCGCGCAUGGCUGCUUGUUCCCGAUCCAAGUCAUUAGUGCCGCCAACCAUAUCGCGACACCGGUCGUCAUUAGCUUUGCAGCGUUGCUAGCAGUGUUGAUGGUUCUGGUGUGAGGACAGGGUACGAGCGUGUCAUACAUGCAUAGAGAGACAAAUGUGUUCUGAAUUGAAUCGCCCAUUUUUUAGUGUACAAAUAUGUUGUGAAAUUGUAAGUUAUGCAUGCAAGGUGUACAUGUGCUUAAUUUUCUCUUCUCUUUUAUUUUAGCGUGUUUCGGUAGAAAAUUAAAUUGGAGAUGUUAUAGGCGAUCUAGGCAAACUGAUCCAAGUAAUAAUUCUAUAGUACUCCCUCCAUCCCAUUAUAUAGGACGUAUAGGAAUUUUUGCUCCAUCCUGAUAUAGAAGGCGUCAUCUCCUUUUCUCCAGUUCAAUGCAUUUUGUUCUAUACAACAAUAAAG
Molecule: messenger RNA, 1801 nt
Organism: Oryza brachyantha (malo sina)
Lineage: Eukaryota; Viridiplantae; Streptophyta; Magnoliopsida; Poales; Poaceae
Product: glucan endo-1,3-beta-glucosidase 8-like
Exons: 2
Coding region: 16-1461 (481 amino acids)
Biological process (GO): carbohydrate metabolic process
Cellular component (GO): plasma membrane
Molecular function (GO): hydrolase activity, hydrolyzing O-glycosyl compounds
Source: RefSeq, a predicted model, not a curated record